Brassica napus (rape) is the source of this 1002-nucleotide messenger RNA. RefSeq lists its product as uncharacterized. The record is from RefSeq and is a predicted model, not a curated record. Bases 1 to 1002 code for a protein of 333 amino acids. The transcript is spliced from 3 exons. NCBI's taxonomy places the organism in Eukaryota, Viridiplantae, Streptophyta, Magnoliopsida, Brassicales, Brassicaceae.
AUGAUUUUUGUUCAGUGUAUAAAGGAAAUCCACAGCAUCUGCUCUGCUUUUCUCUGGUCUGGGCCAACGCUAUCCACACGGAAAGCAAAAAUUGCAUGGGCUGAUGUUUGUAAACCAAGAGAUGAAGGUGGGUUGGGUUUGAGGAAUUUGUUGGAAGCAAACAGAGUGGCUUGUCUGAAGUUAAUAUGGAGAGUGUUAUCUGCAAGGUCUUCGCUAUGGGUUAAAUGGAUUUGGAAGUAUCUCAUAAGGAAGGGAUCGUUUUGGAGUGUAAAUGAAAGGAGCACUCUAGGCUCUUGGAUGUGGAGGAAACUCCUGAAGAUGAGAGCUGUUGCAGUGCAGUUUUUUAAGGUGGAGAUAAACAGUGGCUCUACUACUUCUUUCUGGUUCGAUAGAUGGUCACCUUUGGGGGUUCUUAUUGAUUUCACUGGAGGAAGAGGCUGUGUAGAACUAGGUAUUCCAAUAAAUGCAACGGUGGAGAGAGUCAUUCAAACUUAUAGGAGAAGAAGGCGUAGAGUUCCUAUUUUACAGCAGAUAGAACAAGAGAUUAUGGCACUGCAGGAGAGAAGUCUUAAUCAGCUGGAUGAUGUUUGUUUGUGGAAAAGAGAGAGUGGUGACUACGCAUCGGAGUUUUCUACUUCCCAAACUUGGAACUUGUUACGAGAGAAGAAGCAGAAGGUUCCCUGGUCUAAAGGCUGGCUACUGGUGAUAGGAUACUUAAGUGGAAUCCUCAAGCAGUGUCUGUUUGCUGGUUAUGUUAUGCAGAUACUGACCAAUGGUUUACAUGAAAGGGUAGUGACGUUCUUAUGGAGGUAUUGUUUCCAAUCUGUUCUUCAUGCGAUUUGGACGGAGAGGAAUACUAGGCGUGUGGAGGAUAAAGCUCUGCCAACUUCUUGUCUUAUGAUAAAGUUGGACAAGCAGGUCAGAAACAGAAUUACUUCUUUGAGAAGGAAGAAUAGAGGUAAAUAUGAGAAAGCAAUGGAGGAAUGGUUUAAAAGAAGGUGA